GCUGGAAGAUUAUGGAAUAUGAUGAAUGAAAGUACUCACGUACCUACCCUGGGAAUUGGUAUCAACACGGAGCUCUCAAACUUGGUCCGACACCACACGCUGGUUAUAAUCAUAUCAUUCGGUUUUUCUAGUGCGUGUGUAUACUUGUUGUACUAUAAUGGCAAUGAGGUGGUUAAAGAUAAAACAAAUAGCACCAUUCUUGGUAUGCGGGUUCUUCAUGCAGUUUAUGUUGAUGAUUUACACUUUCAACGAAGAUGCCGCACGGACGCAUCUCAAGUCCCGUCACAAGACCGUGAAAGAAGUCAGAGGUCCCAACUUCCAUGUCCACCGAGUAGACCAUAUGCCCAUCGAUCUUCGUGAGAACUACGAGAAGAGGAGGCUUCUGAACGAGCUAAACAGGCCGCAUAUUAUUGCUCGUCGAGAACUGCUUAGUUACCAUCGGGGCAUUAACUCGGACGUCCGUCUCGAGUGGCCAACUGAGGACUUUUUAUCCUUACGCAAAGAUGGUGUAAUGUUAAACUUGCAAUGUGGAACAUGUGCAGUUGUCUCUAAUUCUGGUGAUAUGAUUGGUUCACGCCUUGGUAAUGUUAUUGAUGAUGCAGACUGUGUUUUUCGCCUCAAUGUUGCACCUACAGAUGGUUACGAGUUGGAUGUUGGGAGGAAGACUAACCUUCGAAUUGUUUCACAUAGGAGCCUCACAGAUUUAGCAGCAAGUGAAAGAGACUUGUUGGAUAGAAUUCAUCCGAACGGAAUCGUAUUCCAUGGGCCGUCAUUUAAGUUCAACCAAGGCAAUGGGGCUAAGCUUGUUCAACAAUGGACAGCAAGGUAUCCCAACACAAACUUCUAUACAUUUUCACCGACAGCGGAGAAUAAAGCUGAAUUGGCUUUUCAAGAGCAUACUGGCACAUCAAGAGCUUCAUCCGGUGGAAUGUUCUCAACUGGUUGGUAUGCAGUGAUGUUAGCUGGUGAGCUCUGUAACAGCACCAAAGUCUAUGGAAUGGUACCCGAGAACCAUUGCAAAAACAAUCCUGACAGUACUACACCAUAUAGCUACUACAACCCAUCGUCUCUACCACAGUGCCUAAUGUACCAGUACCACGACACCAUAGACACGGGCGGAUACAGGUUCAAUACAGAGAGGGCGAUCUUCAAGUCCUGGACAUCAACUUGGAACCUUGAAUUCCUAAACCCAUCAUGGGAGUGAUUACAGCCAGCAGAAAUCCAAGUCAUUCAUAGCCCAAACCAAAGAACCUACUGCACAUGCUCAUAAGAUGUGCUGGUAAAUAGUUUUAACUGCAGUACUAUCACUGAUUUCAAGAUCACUAAAAUGUAUGUUUUCUCUGACUUUCAACCUCAUUCAUAGAGAUGGAAUACCGGUAUUCCUGAUACAGUAAUAUUUAUUUAUUAACACCAAAAACAUACUUUGUAUUCUUAAAUUCUUAAGUGCAGUGGUGGUUUGAUAGUGAUGGUGCUUGCCUUUAAGUCUGAAGGGCCUAAGUUCAAAUCCUGUUUUCUCACAACCACAGAUAGCCCCACUUGUAUUUAGAAUUGUUACAGAUCAUCAGCUUUGCUAGAUAAAUCACUGCAUGCUCUUAUGUGGUAUAUAAAAAAAAAUCAUCCUAUAACAUGCAUAGAAUUUUUCCCACAUAUGUUGAAUACUGUACAUCAGCAUCUACAUAAGUAUACACUGUAUUUUCCAAAAGUUCCACCUUCCCCUAUUAAUUUUGAUAUGAUUGCAAUAACACAUUGGUAUUUUAUGAUAGUGCUUUGUAUCUUAAGUUGUUGUUGAAUCCUGUGAUAAUUAUCUAGCCCAGAUCCAGGGACCUACCUAGCCCCUGGAGAAAAAUACGAGCAUAAUUUAUGAUCACAUUCAUACUACAAAUGUUGUUGAGACUGAAGGUACAAUUCAGAAUCAACUGAAGAGUUUAAUUUAGUUUCUUUUUUUGCAGAUAUUCCACUUAAUAUAACAGAAUGAAUUAUUCAUUUAAACAUUGCCAUUAUUUUAAUAUUGUAAAUGUAUAAUUAUAAUUUUAUAGUAUUAUUUGAUUAAAUCAAUUUUUAUGAGCUUUCAGUAAUAUAUCUAUCCAUAAAUGAGGAGGUAUUUGUUCAUUCCUAUGGUAUAUUGUUCUACAAGUUUUUUCCACAUUAUACAUUCAAUAGAAGGUAGAUGCUCAUUUCUAUUUAUUUAUUUCAGAUAUUUGAGGCUUAAAUUAGCAUAAGAAUGUAGCAGUAUUAUAUACUUUAGUACAGAGAAGCUGUAAGUUUGGCAAUAGUCAGUCGAUUCCAGUAAAUUACCCCAUCAUAUAAAAGGCCACUUUUCAUUUUCAGUUACUGAUGCUAGUAUGGGGAUAGCAAGCCUCAUUUAUUCUCACAACUCUCAAUUAAAGUCUUGUGUUUUACUUACAUAUUUUUUAUAAAUUUUUAUUAAAAUUUUAUACCAUUUUUUUUUUUUGUGAAAACUUACUGUAUUACUAUUAUGAUUUUUAACCAAAGACUCUGCAAUUACUAACCAGUUGGUUUACCAACAGACCUGCAGGGCCAACCCAGUUAAAUAUUUUGUUUUACUUUUAUUUUGUAUUUAAGAGAAGAUGUUUUUAGAGUGGAGGAAAAAAUACUAAAAUGCAGCUACUCAUUUUAAAGGAGCCCAAAAUUAUUAAGCUUUCAAUUAUUAAAAAUUGACAUUUUUGUCUUUGUUAUUUGCCAUCUCCAUGUUAUCCAUAUUUAAUAUUUUCAUUGUUAGUUUAUAUCGUCUUUUCAACGAAUUGACCCUAAAUUUUGUAAAUAUUAUUGUAAUUAAUGUUGUAUUAAGAAAACAGAAAAUGCAGACCAGAACAUAGUCUAUUACUAUCACUUCAUUUUUUUUAAUGCACAAAGUGGUUUUCUGGAGACACAGGGUAAAUGUAUUAAUUUAAAUUAUGCUAACUUAUCAAGAAAUAUAGAUUUAAGGUUUUAUUUUUUUAAUAUUAUGCCAGGCACUUACUGCGUUCAAUGGUUGUCGGUCGACGCAACGCCACAACGUUCAGACUGCCAACGACAAUCAGCAGCCUGCGUGACUCCCCAGCAUUUGUAUCUUUCAUAAAUUCCCAAGCACUAUUUUAUAAACUUGUUCUUAAGUUUUUCACCUAGCAUAAACAAAUUUUAAAAAAAAAACUAUCAUUUGCAAUUUACUUAUCUUUUAUAUUUAAUAAAAGUUAUAUAUUAUGCUUCUGUAACACUAUGUUAUAUUGGUAGGAACUUAUUAUAAACUACAGGUUUUAUCUUUUUGAUUAUUGUAUAUUCGUUAUUUAUACCACCAAGAUUACAUGUGUAUCUAUCAAUGCAGUUUAUGUAGUUAAUUAGAUAAUUAACUGAAAUGGCCUUUACAAUGCAAAAUAUAUUUAUCCCUUGCUUUUAUAGAUUUUUGAAUUUUGCCGCUUCAAUGCCAAUUUAGUAAAAAACAAUAUUGUAAAUAAAUUUAAAACAAGAAAAAAAAAAGAGUAUUAGGAAGUAAACUUAUUGAAUAAAAUGAAUACUUUACACAGGGAUAUUGAAUUAUUAUUGUUUAUUUUUGUUGCAAAUAUACACACACUUUCAAUGAGUUAAGGUAUUCAACCCCAGGCCAUGGACUAACUCUGUCCUGUCAACGAUUUCAUCCAGCCUGCGACAUUACUCAGGAACGAAUAAUGAACUAAACUAAGCAAAGCCUAAUGCAAGUUGAUGUCGUGAAGUAUUAUGCCGAUGUUAUAAUUUAUUUGUGUACUACGGAAUGAAUUUGAUAGUACAAAGUUGUGUCGGCUCGCUACCGGCCACCAGUUAUUAGAUUCAAUCAAUACACAAGCAAAAACUUAGAUUUCACCAGAAACUGGUGCACGAAUAUUUACUAAUAAUCUACAGUCUUAAAACUUGUUCCAUCUUUUUUUUGUCCAUUUACAGCAUUACAGUACUAUUUAUCAGUAUAUUAGGCAAGACUUUUUUUUAUACCUUAUUACGCGAACUUAAUUUUUUAAAGAGGAGGGUGGGAAAAAAAUAAAAAUUUUGUUUUCUUAUUUAACAAAUAGUUUUGCCUAAAACAU
Molecule: messenger RNA, 4052 nt
Organism: Anneissia japonica
Lineage: Eukaryota; Metazoa; Echinodermata; Crinoidea; Comatulida; Comatulidae
Product: alpha-N-acetyl-neuraminyl-2,3-beta-galactosyl-1,3-N-acetyl-galactosaminide alpha-2,6-sialyltransferase-like
Exons: 6
Coding region: 158-1204 (348 amino acids)
Biological process (GO): ganglioside biosynthetic process
Molecular function (GO): alpha-N-acetylgalactosaminide alpha-2,6-sialyltransferase activity
Source: RefSeq, a predicted model, not a curated record